AUGUCGGAUCAGGAGGACCUAGGCCUGGCUCUGAAAGGAUUGAAGAUCAGUAAACGGGUUGCGAGCGGUGGCAAUCAAAAUAUAGAAUCUGAACAGAUAGGGUUGGGCAUUGAUUAUUCUGAAUCAAAAAGUCAAGAUGAUGCUCAGAAAUCUUCUGAUGAUGAACACAAUGAUAUCUCGGAUGAUGAGAUUGAUUUUGGAUAUAUACCGAUGAAUGAAGUUGUAAGUGCUUCUACUUCUGACGAUGAUAGUGAUGGAUCUUCUUCCGAUAGCCAUAUAGAUGGAGAUAAUGAUGAAUACGAUAGCUCUAAUUCUGGAAAUAGGAAUACCACAAUUACUGGACCUUAUGGUGUGGAAGGAGUGGUAAACACACCAGAAACACCUAGUUUAUCAGAUAUUACACCGAUCUCUCAUGAGACAAAUAAUAGUGAGAGCGAUUCUAGUGAUGAUGGGACAUGGCAGGAGAUGCCUACGAUAUCAUCUUACAAUAUCUAUGGUCAAAAGGGUGAAGUCGAGCUAAGCAAUUUAGAUUCAGUGGAAAAUCAUUCAACGGCAACUACUGUCACAAAUGAUAGCAAACAGAAAGUGUUUGCUUAUACCAAAAUUGCUGGCGAACAACAAGCACAACGUUCAUAUGUGACCAAUACCAAAACGGAUUUUCUGUUUGAUCAUAAGCGGUUGAAGAAAAUAAAUGAUAGUUCAAUGUCUCUUUCACAUAAAUCAAGCACGGUUUCACUACAAUCUAAAGAAGAUUAUGACGAAUUUGAAGAUGGAAUCGACCCAAUAGAUGAUAUAAACCCGGAAGCACAAUUAAAUGUUACAAAACUGCUAUUAAACGAUAUGGAAAAAUUUGCAUACGCUGCUGCUGUUAAUGUAUUAGUAAAUCAACUUUGUACUGACCUUGCUACUCUCUGUUUAUGCGUGGAUAUCAAAUCACACAAGAAACUUGCCAAAAGAUUACAAUUCACUCAAAAAGAUAUGGCUGCUUGGAAAACUGUGACCUUACAGAGACUAUAUGAUCACCUUGAAAUUAGUGAUGAAGAAAUAAAAAUGCUAGAAAAAGUUUCUCUACAUAAACUAAAACUUGAUGACCUUUGCAAAUGUCUAAAAACAACUCAGAAUAUUGAAAAUCCAUGGGAACACAAGACUAGCAAUAGCGAAAACGAAGGGGAUGAUUCAGUAAAUUAUAAUGAUAACAGUUCCUCUGUCACGAAUAAUGAGAAUAAUGAGUCUGUAUCUUCUCAAAAUGUCACAAGUAAACUUUCUCAGAAUACUGCAAUUGACGACAGCACAGCCAAAGUACCCAACAACAGAGAGAAUGUUAAAACUCCUGCCGGCCCAGUAAACUCUGCAAUCAAUGAAGAAAGUUUGGAUUUCAUUCAAAAGAACAGCAGCAUUAGUAUUGUGGAGCCAGACAAUGAAAUGAAAAGCAACGAUAACGACAAUAGAACAACAGCCCCCAAUAAAGUAAUAAACCCAGAGAAUAUUAGCGAUAGAGAUAAGCUUAAUGUUGAUGUGGCUUGGACUAUAAUUUGCGAUUUAUUUUUGGUACUCCUGCAAAAUUCUACUUAUGAUUCAAGAUCAAGGACGCUCCUAAUCAAAUUUGCUGAAGCACUAAAAAUAACAAAAAUUGAGGUUUGUGAAUUUGAAAAGCGCGUAACAGAUUCCUUAGAUUUAGAACAGUCAACUGAUGAUCAGGUUUGGGAUGAACAAGAUCACAUGAAAGAUAGAAGAAAGAAGAGAAAAAGAAGAAAAAUGGCAUAUGUUGGUUUAGCUAUGGUCGGUGGAUCCCUUGUACUUGGUUUGAGUGGAGGAUUACUAGCACCGGUAAUUGGUGCCGGUAUUGCUGCUGGGUUAUCCACAAUCGGAGUAACAGGUGCUACAGGAUUUUUAACAGGUGUCGGUGGGACAACAAUUGUGGCACUAUCAAGUACAGCUAUUGGAGCCAAUAUCGGUGCCAGAGGUAUGUCAAAAAGGAUGGGCAGCGUUCGCACAUUUGAAUUUUUACCUCUUCACAAUAAUAGACGAGUUAAUCUAAUAAUUAAUGUAUCUGGUUGGAUGGUUGGUAAUGAUGAUGAUGUUCGUCUGCCGUUCUCAACAGUAGAUCCAGUUGAAGGAGAUCUGUUUUCUUUAUAUUGGGAACCAGAGAUGCUGAAGUCCAUGGGUCAAACGAUAGGUAUUGUUGCGAGCGAAGUAUUUACACAAACAAUCCAACAAGUGUUAGGUGCUACAAUUUUGACCGGUCUAAUGUCCGCCAUUCAAUUACCUAUGGCAUUAUCUAAAUUAGGUUACAUUUUAGAUAAUCCAUGGAAUGUGUCUUUAGACAGAGCAUGGUCAGCUGGUCUGAUCCUUGCUGAUACAUUAAUUGGUAGAAAUUUAGGUGAAAGACCUGUGACUCUGAUAGGAUUCUCCCUUGGGGCCAGAGUUAUUUUAUCGUGCUUAGUUGAACUUUGCCGAAAAAAUGCCCUUGGAAUUGUUGAAAAUGUAUUUAUCUUUGGUACUCCUGUCGUAAACAAAAAAGAUCAGCUGGUUAUGGCUAGAUCUGUAGUGAGUGGCAGAUUUGUUAAUUGUUAUUCGGAUAUUGACUGGCUUUUAGCUUAUCUGUUCAGAGCAACCGCAGGUGGCUUCCGCUCUAUCAUGGGUAUAUCACCAGUUGAAGGUAUAGAAGGGAUUGAUAACUAUAAUUGUACUGAGAUUGUCGAUGGUCAUUUAAGUUAUCGUAGCAAUAUGCCCAAACUAUUGAAAAAGCUUGGAAUUGCUGUACUCAGCGAAGAAUUUGCUGAGAUAGAAGAAACGGUGGAUCCAGACGAAUUUAAAAGAAAAAGGAAACUAAUUAAUGAUGUUGAUGCAGCACAAAAGAAAUUGAGUGAGAAAAAGAAAUCAAAUGGUUGGGUUUCUAAAUGGCUGAAACCGAAAAAGUCCAAAUGGCAAACAAUGGUAGAGGAAGCCGUUGAAGAAGGUAGAGAUAUUUCAGAGUCGCCGUCACAUGAGGCCAAAAUUAAGAAGAAGAAAGAUGGCGCAAUUGUUGACCAUGGUGCUCUUCUGCAUGAAUUAGAAGUACUUAAAGCGGCAAUGAAGGCUGAAAGAGAAAAACAGGGUAGCUCGGAAGAAUUAAAUACUCAAUCUCUUCCAUCUGAUGUAGUAGCUUUAGAAUCAGAGAAAACAAAUUCAGAUAAUCUGCAUUUGAACGCUGAUACAUUCCCAAACCUAGCACCAAAAUCACCGCAAACUCCUAAUUCUUUUCAAUUAUUAAGUGCUGGAAAAACAAUUUUACCCGACGAUGACCCAGCAGCACAUCUCAAAAAGAAUGUCGAAUAUUCAUUUCCUGAUGAUAUAUAA
Messenger RNA from Nakaseomyces glabratus, 3339 nucleotides. It is a transcript of the gene MIL1, whose product is annotated as Mil1p. NCBI's taxonomy places the organism in Eukaryota, Fungi, Ascomycota, Saccharomycetes, Saccharomycetales, Saccharomycetaceae. The record is from RefSeq and is a predicted model, not a curated record.